Messenger RNA from Pieris napi, 1527 nucleotides. RefSeq lists its product as uncharacterized. Lineage: Eukaryota; Metazoa; Arthropoda; Insecta; Lepidoptera; Pieridae. Bases 93 to 1238 code for a protein of 381 amino acids. The transcript is spliced from 2 exons. The record is from RefSeq and is a predicted model, not a curated record.
AUGUUUUAUACUGAAUUUGCAUAUUGUUUUAUUUUUUAAAGUAGGUUUAAUUUUUUUUUUUUGGUAAAAUAGUUUUUUUUGAGUGGUUUAAUAUGGAUCCACAAUAUUUAUUGAAGGAUGAAGUGGAGUUUGAGCUUGCUUGUCGUGGUUAUGUGCAGCCAGGUGGUUUUGCCUCUGCAUUGAGACUAAUUUUAAGAAAGAUGAUGUUUGUUGAACAGUCACAAGAAGUGUCUUAUGAAAUAAAAUUACCUUCUGGUUAUAUAAAGAACCCUAAUAAAGACCUAGACGUUUGUUCGAAUAAGCUAGAUACUAUUUUGCGUUACAUUUCUGAAUUAAAUGAAAAACCUGAUAAACAAUUAUAUAAACGAUUAGUAUCACGCUUGUCUCAUAUUGUAAAUAGGUUGAAUUUAAUGGAACCUUUAGAUGAAAUUGAUAAGGACAAGCGUACAGUUCUUAUAGAUAAGGCUAUCGUUCUUCUAUCUGAAUUAGAAAAUAAGGACGAGAUAGAGGAUGAUGAUAAGAUAACUUCUGAAAUGAAAGAACUUUUACAUAAGUCGAUCGGUGAGGAUAGUAAAAAAGUUUUAAAUGAAAUUGAUAACGAUUGUCCAAGUACAUCAAUUGGGGAACAUAAAACUACACUACCUAAUAAUGACAAUAUAGCUUUAUUGAAUCAACAAAAACGGGUUAGUUUUGGACACGAUAUAUUUGAGGAAGGUCAUCUUUCUGACAAGUUUAUUAAUUUGCCUUUAAAUUCUACGUCGCGUGAAGAUAAUAAUACAAUUCGUAAAAAUAAACUUGUGCCAAUUAGUCAAUGGGGGGUUUAUAUUUCCGGCGAUGGUAAGUUUAGUGUAAAUGCUUUCAUUGAGCGUGUGUUCGAACUCAAAGAUGCUAGAAAUGCUACAGAUGAAGAUCUUUGGAGGCAUGCUAUAGAUUUCUUUAAAGGAGACGCCUUAAUUUGGUUUCGUGCCAACAGAGAAUAUAUUAGAAACUGGGAGGAAUUAGUGUCAAUACUGAAGCGUACGUUUCAAUCCCCCUUUUAUCAGGAAGAGUUGUUGGCAGAGGCCAGGUCAAGAACUCAAGGUAGUAAUGAAUCUGUUUUAAUAUUUGUUUCGGUCAUGCAAAAUUUAUUUAAUCGGUUACCAAUCAAAAUUACAGAGAGAGAAAAGAUUUCGGUCAUUGUUAAGAAUCUUCAGCCAUAUUUUCAAAGGGCAGUCUGUAGGGAUCUCAUUUUACUGUAGUGACGGAUCAUAGUGCACUUAAAAUGAUUCAUAAAAUGAAAGAUCCCCAUGGUAAACUGGCAAGGUGGGCUAUGAAAUUACAAGCAUUCAGCUUUGAUAUAGUUCAUAGGCCAGGAAGUUCGAAUGUAGUACCUGAUGCUUUAUCGCGAUCAAUUAAUGCGAUUGAAAUUCAAGCUGAUGGUGUGGAAAUACGAGAAGAACAUAAAAAUACAUGGUAUAAAGAUAAAGUUAAAAGUGUCUUGAAUAGUGAUAGUGAUAUUAAUUGGCGAGUUAGGGAUGGCUUGUUGUA